Messenger RNA from Marchantia polymorpha subsp. ruderalis, 2563 nucleotides. NCBI's taxonomy places the organism in Eukaryota, Viridiplantae, Streptophyta, Marchantiopsida, Marchantiales, Marchantiaceae. The record is from the annotation of a GenBank genome assembly.
AGGGAGACUAGCUUUUAGGCUCGGAGAGACAGUAAGUGGAGCACUUGUUGGGGUCCAGAAGACAAGGACAAAGAGUAUCGGAGAGAGAAAUUGUCAGAGCCGGAGAAAGAAGGAGAGGGCCACCGAGAUAGACACACUCCGAAUCCAAUAAAUAAUAGAGAAGGCGAGAGGGAAUCUGACAAUGCUACUCGAGAUCGUGCAUGGCGUCCGCACUUUUUUAUGAGUCGCGGAGUUGGAGAAGCUCCUCCUCCGGGAGCCACCCCACCAAAAUUUGCACCUGGUUUUGGUGUGGGAAGGGGAAGAGGAGAUGGGCCAAAUGUAGGUUUUGCUGCCGGUCGCAGUCGUGCAAAUUUUUCUGAAAGUGGUCUACUUCAUGGACCCCCGGCUGGAGGUCCUAUUGGUUUUCCACCUGUUCCUGAUAAAUGGGAUAGUAGUCAAGGGAAAUCUAGUCCUUUCCAUGACAAUUUGUUUCGGUACCCGAGGGGUAAGCUUCUUGAUGUUUAUAGGAAGGUUGGGAGCUCAUCGACUUUCACCAGAUAUCCGGAAGGAUUUACGGAAGUACCUCAGCUUAUGCAACUGGAAGUCCUAGAGCCUCUUGCCUUUUUCCCUCUUGAUAUGGAAGAGGAGGUUGUCUUAGAAGGGACUAGGAAGGGAGAGAUUGUUAGCAGCGGAGCCGUGCAUAACUCCACUGGAAAGGAUAACUCUACCACGGUCGUGACUACAGUUGGCCGCGGUCGAUUGGCCGCUCAAGAUGGACCAGGCCGAGGUAAAGGUCGUGGUCGUGGUCGUGGCAUAGUUGGUAAAGAAGAGGGACAGUUUUUGCCGCGGGAUCGGGUGAGCAUUAUCAACGUCAGCACACGCGUAAAGACCACCAUAGACAAAUCUGAAAUAUUACAGGAUUCAAGAUUUCCGGGACAUGCCAAGGAGCCCUCGAUUCAUAGGAGUAUUGGCUGGAAGGCGGACUUACUGACACCGAGGAUGACGUUCCUGCUUGAUGCAAGACUGCAAGCGAAAAUUGCUCAAGAGCGGAGCCGGCCUCAGAACCUUCUUGACAAUACCAGGGUGGAGUUGGGCUGCUGUGACUUCUGGAACUCACGACAAGAGAAACUUGGGCUUUUGGAGUUUGACCGCCUCAGAAAGUACAUGGGUGUCAUUGUGCAAAACAAUGUCGGCAAGAAUCGUCUUUUGGUGAAGGGUGCCGUUGAAAAUAUAUUGGAGAGGAGUGCAUUUCUUCAAUUGGCAAGUGGUCAAAUUGUUGUUGAAGCGUUUGGCCAACAUGAGCUCUAAGGCUUUGAGGUGUAUAGGUUUCGCAUACAAGGAGCAAUUGGGCGAGAUUGAAUCUUACACUGGAGAGGAUCACCCUGCUUACAGACUGCUUCUCGACCCUAGCAACUACUCAAACAUCGAGAGCGAUCUUGUCUUUGUUGGCAUGGCCGGUAUCAGAGAUCCUCCCCGUGAAGAAGUCCACAAGGCAAUUGACGACUGCAGAGAAGCAGGAAUUCGAGUCAUGGUCAUUACCGGUGACAACAAGAAUACUGCCGAAGCCAUAUGCAAGGAGAUUGGAGUGUUCAGCGAAGGCAAAUAUAUCUUUUUUAAGAGUUUUACGGGAAGAGAUUUUCUUAGCCUUCCAGUGGAACAACGACGGAAAAUUCUAGCUAGAAGUGGAGGCUGUCUUUUCUCGAGGUUCGAACCGAAACACAAACGGGACAUUGUUCCUAUGACCGGAGAUGGAGUGAAUGAUGCUCCAGCAUUGAAGCUUGCAGACAUUGGUAUCGCAAUGGGAAUUGCCGGAACUGAAGUCGCCAAGGAGGCGUCCGAUAUGGUUCUUGCGGAUGACAAAUUCAGCACCAUUAAGGCAUUCAUCAGGUACAUGAUAUCCUCGAACGUUGGAGAAGUUGCUUCAAUCUUCUUGACUGCAGCACUCGGCAUGCCCGAAGGCCUAAUUCCUGUUCAGCUUCUUUGGGUGAAUCUCGUGACUGACGGUCCUCCGGCAACCGCAUUGGGUUUCAAUCCCCCUGAUGCCGACAUCAAGAGGAACCCACCCCGAAGAAGUGAUGAUGUCUUGAUCAAUAAGUGGAUGUUCUUCCGAUACAAGGUUAUUGGUAGCUACGUAGGAGUUGCAACUGUAGGCAUCUUCGGUUUGUGGUACACUCAGGCAUCUUUCUUGGGCAUUCCUCUGACCUUGGAUGGACACACGUUAGCCGGUUCACAGGAAUUGGACUUCAUCAAGAAUCCUUGUGACUACUUUACGCUAGGGAAAGUGAAGGCAACAACUCUUUCCCUCUCAGUGCUGGAUGGGAGUUUAAUCACCAUGCCACCAUGGGUGAACCCGUAUCUUUUGUUGGCGAUGGCGGUGUCUUUUGGACUUCACUUUUUGAUACUUUAUAUCCCCAUCCUUGCCAACAUCUUUGGCAUUGUGCCCCUCAGCUUAAACGAGUGGCUGCUUGUGCUGGCGGUGUCCCUAACUGUAAUAUUGAUAGACGAGGUUCUAAAGUUUAUCGGCAGACCGCUUCUCCACUCUCUCGCUCGCCCACUGCGGCUGCCGCUGGCCUUGCUUGCUUGA